Messenger RNA from Xyrauchen texanus (razorback sucker), 3296 nucleotides. RefSeq names its product calcineurin subunit B type 1. Gene Ontology annotation, molecular function: calcium ion binding; calcium-dependent protein serine/threonine phosphatase regulator activity. The record is from RefSeq and is a predicted model, not a curated record. The coding region runs from base 135 to 647 and encodes 170 amino acids. The transcript is spliced from 6 exons. Lineage: Eukaryota; Metazoa; Chordata; Actinopteri; Cypriniformes; Catostomidae.
GCGGAAACAGACCGCCGCCGUAAAGCCUUUUCUCCACAAGCAACAAUUACAAGAGCAUAAUUUUCCUGUUGUAUCUUUGCUCUCAUUUAUUGCUGUUCAUUUCCGAGGGGCAAUUCAGUUGCACAGGCAGCAAAAUGGGAAAUGAAGCAAGUUAUCCCUUGGAAAUGUGCACGCAUUUUGAUGCUGAUGAGAUUAAACGGCUGGGAAAGAGGUUUAAGAAACUCGACUUAGAUAACUCGGGCUCCCUCAGUGUGGAAGAGUUCAUGUCCCUGCCGGAGUUACAGCAGAAUCCACUGGUGCAGAGAGUCAUUGAUAUAUUUGACACAGAUGGCAACGGCGAGGUGGAUUUCAAAGAGUUUAUAGAGGGCGUCUCACAGUUCAGCGUGAAGGGUGAUAAGGAACAGAAGCUCCGCUUUGCAUUUAGGAUCUAUGACAUGGACAAGGACGGCUACAUUUCCAACGGUGAGCUGUUCCAGGUGUUGAAGAUGAUGGUGGGCAAUAACCUGAAGGACACACAGCUGCAGCAGAUCGUGGAUAAGACCAUCAUCAAUGCAGACAAGGAUGGCGAUGGAAGAAUAUCUUUUGAGGAGUUCUGUGCUGUUGUUGGAGGUCUUGAUAUACACAAGAAGAUGGUUGUGGACGUGUGAGCAAUCCCAUCUCCUCAACAUCCACUUUCCUCUCCAUCUGAUGAUCUGCUCUCUGUGUAUUUCAAAGGAAGUAUUUACCAAGCCACUUUUCUCAACUAAGCCUUUUGAAGUCGACGUGUAUGUUAUAGAACUCAAAUCUACUUGAUAACCCAGUGUAGCACCUCAUGGGCUUAUGGACAAUGACAGAACAUCUCAGUGAAAGAGGAUAGAGUGUUGGCUGGUAAUAUUUAAUUUUUUUAUGCUCCUUUUUUUUAUAUUUAUUUUGUUUUUCAACUUUUUUAAAGAAAAAAUAAGUGUAAUAUAAGUGCAAGUUGGGUAUGACGUGCCAAGCAGAACAUUCAGUUAUAAAACCUUUACCUCCUCCAUUAUUUUCAAGAGAACUCAGUAGAUUGCAUGAAAAGACACAAAAGUGUCAUUUUCAGGUUUUCGGUUACACAUUGUGAUAUACACUAUUUCUAUCAUUCUAGCAUCUAACCAUCUUUAAUACUUGUUUUUGUAUUAAUUGUGAUAUACUGUACAUUUAUUUAUAAAUGUUAAUAUUGUUGGAGAGUGCAACAGACUCGUUGAGACAGUCCGGUUCAGACUGGAACUGAGAAAAUUCUAUAUGGUUUACUUCAAUUGCACUUCACACGAGAAACAUAAAUAUCCCUCUACCCUAUAGCACAUAUAGUGGCCCCAAAAGUAUUUAGAUACUUAUAAAAUUGAUUUGGUUACACCUAAAAAUGUAUGAAUGUCGUUGCGUUAAAAACUAACCAUGGAAGCAAGUGGCACCUGCAACCAAAUGAUGAAGCUUUUCUAACACCCUGUAGGCUACAACGGACCCUCAUUCACACCCUGGUUUGGUAGUAUGUUGAUUUGAACAUAAUACAUUGGGAUGUGAUUUAAUUUUCAAUAAUUCAACAAUAGGGGGGGGCCUGGCUUGCUCAGCAAGUAAAGACGCUGAUUACCACACCUGGAGUCGCAGGUUUGCAUCCAGGUCAUGCUGAGUGACUCCAGCCAGGCUUCCAAAGCAACCAAUUGGUCCGGUUGCUAGGGAGGGUAGAGUCACACUGGGUUAACCUCCUCAUCGUCGCUAUUAUGUGGUUUUCGCUUUCGGUAGGGCGCAUGGUGAGUUGUGCAUGGAUGCUGCGGAGAAUAUGGGCCUCCACACGCGCUAGGUCUCUGUGGUGACUCGCUCAACCAGCGACGUGAUAAAAUCUGUGGAUUGACAGUCUCAGACGCGGCAAUUAAGAUUCAUCCUCCGCCACCCUGAUUUAAGCGAGUCACUACGCCACCAUGUGGACUUAGAGCACAUUGGGAAUCGGUAUUCCAUUGGGAAUCGGUAUUCCAAAUUGGGGAGAAAAGGGGAGAGAAAACGAAUUAUUCAACAAACGGAGUCAGUUUAUACAUCAGUUACCAAAUGUAGCAUGCUGAAAACAUGGACAGAAUCACAGAAUCUUGUCACAAAAGUGGCAUUAGCUGUAAAACACAGAAAGUCAUGGAAUAUGGCUUGGAUGUAAAUGCAUAAUUAAUCAAAUUUAAAUUCCAAUAUGUCCUAGUGUGAUAAUUGUACAUGUGUAGGUGAUUUAAUUAAAUAAAUAUAUAAUCUGCAAGAGAUGUGCACUUCAAAAUGAAUGAGAAGCCAGGUGCUCAUACACUGAAAACACCUCAUCAUAAUCAUCACGUGCACUCUCUUAUGUGUGUGAGACGACAGAUACUCUGAAGUGCGCAGCACAUACAGACUAUGUAUUUAUUCAAUUAAGUCACAGCUUUACAGGGAUUAAUAUUCACACUGGGCCAUGUAGCAAGCUGCUUAUCUGGAGGACAGAAACACCAUAAUAAAAGCUUGAAUUAAACGGAUGUGUGUUUUUGCUUAAAUAUUUCACUUGUUGGGCACAUAAUGUCUUGGAACAUUGUGCUUUGAAAAGAGUGGGAACCCUGAUAAAGUAUGGUACGGAUGAUAUGCCAAGUGAAUCAUUGCUUGAGUCUAUCUGUAUGUCAUUUAGACAGCCUCAAGCAAUUUCGUAAAUAGACUCGUCCGGUGUAGAAAGGGUGUUUGUAGCAACUACUGUAACUACAUUAUUGCAAUGACUUUAAACCAAUGGUACACACGUUCAUUUUAAGUUAAUGUAUGAAGUCAAGCGUCAGAGUAACCACAUACUGUAGGUAGUUUAUCACAUGAACUAAUGACAUGUUGUGCUUACAUUUGCUAUUUUUUCUAAUGUGGCUUAAUUGUCACAAUUAAUUGUUGGGGCCGCUCUAUAAUUGAUAAUGUACAUGAAUAACAUAUGGAUCAUUUUCAUGUCCAUAUCUUUUGUGUACCAUUUAACUUUGGUAAAUAUACGCAUGACCGUUGGGUCACACUGUAGGUGAUUUAAAAUAAAAAUGUGUGUAUAUAUAUCUAUCUAGUAAAAACAAAUUAACUUUGUCUACAUUCAUGACAGGAGCAGCUUAACCAAAUCCAUGGCUAAUGAGUGUUAAUUCAUUAAAGUCUGUCUUUUUACUCUGAUAUCUACAUAUGAAUGACUCUUUGACCACAAUAUCAUGUACUUGCUUGAAUUUGUUGCUUUCUGCAUGUUUAUCAGUAUCACCCAUUCCAAUUGUUUACACUUAAGCUGUGAAACUUAUAUUCAAUAUCAAAGAACCAUAAAAUACAUUACAUUUGUUGCC